Entrophospora sp. SA101 is the source of this 123-nucleotide messenger RNA. The record is from the annotation of a GenBank genome assembly. Lineage: Eukaryota; Fungi; Glomeromycota; Glomeromycetes; Entrophosporales; Entrophosporaceae.
AUGCAUGAAGAAUUAAGCAAACUUUUGGAAGAAAAGACUAUUAAACAAGAUAAUUUAAGAGAUAGCCUACAUGAUAUAACAUUACAGAAGAAUGCAUUUGAAGGCUAUAUUAUCAUGAAGUAA